GUGAUACAGAGUGCAGGAAGUCGUACAGAGAGCAAGCUGCAGGUUUCACAAAUGCGGAUGAUCAUGAAGAAGACAAGGCCGACCGGAGUUCUUCAAACUAUCGUAACAGUGUUGAUAUGUUUCACAACUUGUGGUUGCUUAAAGUGGCUUCCAGAAGAAGAUAAAAGUUUUCUAUUCGUAGUGAAUGACGUCAUUGAUAUCAACUGCACCCUCGAUGAUCCUACUGUUAAUGUAACAUUAUGGGUUGCAAAAAAAGCGAGUUCAAGUCUACAAGAUUACCGCCAAGUUUUUCCCAAUGGUGUUAAUAUUAUCCAGUCUCAUCAAAUAUUUCGACUUCUCAACGUGGCUAUAUCAAAUAGUGGUCAAUAUCAAUGCCGGGCAAAAACAAUGACACCAUUCCAAGUGCUUCGUGUUCACGUGUCACACGAUGGUCCGCCAAAACCCAAACCUAAAAUAUCAGUUGUAGAUAACGUCGUUGCCUAUGGUAAAGAAGUCAAACUGCAAUGUUCUGCCUUUGGUCCAGUUGACUUAGCUUGGUAUAAAAGUGAAAAUGGAACUGUAAAAAAAUGGCGAAAGAUUAACACUGAAGAAAGUGUUACCAGUAAUAUGGGAAGUCUAAAAGAGACUAAACGGCUUUUGAUAAUUAAAAAGUUUAAUUUUAGUGACAAUGGAGUGUACAGAUGUGAACUCGAGAGGAAAGCCGUCAAUUGGAAGGCAUUUGCAGAUAAAAAAGUUGACAUCGGAGAGGCCCAGAAACCGAAUUUUACAAAGUUUCCAGAACCUGUAAUAACUAUGACGGUGAUGACUGAGAGUGUUGAGUUCGAGAAAUCAUACAAAGUCGAAGGUACACCGUUCCCUACUAUUACCUGGUACAAAGUGAAUGGAGACAAGUCUAUAUUGCUGUCCAAGUGCAGUAGCAAUCCUGAAGAACCAUGCUCGUUCCCAAAGGAUCAUUUUCUGGAUAUUUCCAGGAGUUAUUUUCUUUACUAUUUAAAACUUAUUACCCUUUCCGAAGCGCAAUGGCACGUAUAAAUGUGUCGCCACGAACUUUGUUGCUACAGUAACGAAGACAUUUCAACUAAAUCUGUUGGUUCAACCAACAAUAAAAGAGGAGUCUUCCCUUGUCCAUGCGUACGAAGACAGCAAAAAACCCACGCCGUUGGUUUGCGAAGUGGAUACCG
Dendronephthya gigantea is the source of this 1181-nucleotide messenger RNA. Its product is annotated as hemicentin-1-like. The transcript is spliced from 6 exons. The coding region runs from base 52 to 1032 and encodes 326 amino acids. The record is from RefSeq and is a predicted model, not a curated record. Lineage: Eukaryota; Metazoa; Cnidaria; Anthozoa; Malacalcyonacea; Nephtheidae.